Tricharina praecox is the source of this 735-nucleotide messenger RNA. RefSeq lists its product as uncharacterized. The record is from RefSeq and is a predicted model, not a curated record. The transcript is spliced from 8 exons. Lineage: Eukaryota; Fungi; Ascomycota; Pezizomycetes; Pezizales; Pyronemataceae. Bases 1 to 735 code for a protein of 244 amino acids.
AUGACGGCCCAUGCAUCAUUGAGUCGAGACCCCAGCUACUCAAUAAAGUGGAUUCAGGUGGCAUCUGGCCAUCGUUUGUCAGCGUCACCGUGCACGAUAGCCGCCGGCCUUCUGUUCCCAAACCUACCGGUACUCUAUAUGUUGAGAAAGGAGUCACGAACAGAGAACUCAAGCAUUCUAACGAACACAGGCGGUAGUUAUGCAGGCCGGAGACGGUGUGGUCACAGCCACACCUGUGACUCCCAGCACAACGGACGCUCGCUCCGGACGACCGACAAUGAGGAUUCCAAUCGGUGCGAUGACAGCCGGAACGCUUACGAUGAGCUGCCGACAAAUACUACUAGCAACGGCAGCAGUAACAUCAUCACCGACAACAACGACAGCGUGCCACAUCGACAGCAGCGGCGGGCCAGCAGCAGCAGCAGUACCAGCAGCAGCCGAAGUCGCGUUCAUGUUAAUUUUGCCCCAACGUGCAGCCCGUCAACCCGUAUCACUGGUUACAAGCGCAAGGCCCUCGGAGACCCCCCGGAGAAGCUCGCCGGCGAUAUCCCUCGUGCCAAGCUCAGCAACACCAUCUUCAACGAGGUUGUCGGUCCUUUCGUGUUGGUUCUGAUCACCCUGGUUCCAUACCUGUUCAUCAACGCGCAGACCGGGUUGAGAAAGGAGAAUGACGGCAACGACCCAUCUGAAUGGAGAAAGCGUUGCGCACAACGAGAGAAACCCGAACAUGCCUGA